This is a messenger RNA of Archocentrus centrarchus (flier cichlid), 4360 nucleotides long. It is a transcript of the gene sh3gl3a, whose product is annotated as SH3-domain GRB2-like 3a. Bases 164 to 1318 code for a protein of 384 amino acids. Lineage: Eukaryota; Metazoa; Chordata; Actinopteri; Cichliformes; Cichlidae. The record is from RefSeq and is a predicted model, not a curated record. Gene Ontology annotation, cellular component: presynapse; glutamatergic synapse; cytoplasm. The transcript is spliced from 11 exons. Gene Ontology annotation, biological process: synaptic vesicle uncoating. Gene Ontology annotation, molecular function: protein binding.
CCUGAGCUUCACUGCGCUCCGGCUGCUGCAGUCUUAGCGGAGCGGACUGAUGAGCGCGGAGCCACGGUCUCUGCUGCUUCUGUGUCUAACGGAGCCUCCCUCGGCCGUCUGCUCAGACCCUGUAACGGAUUAUUUUCUCCGGGUUUGACGCCGCUCGUCCAGGAUGUCGGUGGCCGGACUGAAGAAGCAGUUCCACAAAGCCAGUCAGCUUCUCAGUGAGAAGAUCAGCGGGGCCGAGGGGACGAAGCUCGAUGAAGACUUCACAGAGAUGGAGAGGAAAAUGGAGGUGACCAACAAGUUAGUGUUUGACCUCCUGUCCAAAACAACAGAAUACCUGCAGCCUAACCCAGCGUCUCGAGCCAAACUUAACAUGCUGAACACGGUGUCCAAGAUCCGAGGGCAGGUGAAGACCACCGGCUACCCUCAGACCGAAGGCCUGCUGGGUGACUGCAUGCUGCGCUACGGCCAUGAACUGGGAGCGGACUCUUUGUUUGGAUGUGCUUUGGUGGAUAUGGGCGAGGCCAUGAGGCAGAUGGCAGAUGUGAAGGACUCUCUGGACAUAAAUGUCAAGCAAAACUUUAUUGACCCCCUGCAGAAUCUACAGGACAAAGACCUUAAAGAGAUCACGCAUCACCUGAAGAAGCUGGAGGGUCGCAGAUUAGACUUCGACUAUAAGAAGAAACGUCAGGGGAAAAUCCCAGAGGAGGAGAUCCGGCAGGCCGUGGAGAAGUUUAAGGAAAGCAAAGACCUGGCCGAGAGGAGCAUGUUCAACUUCUUGGAGAAUGAUGUGGAGCAGGUGAACCAGCUGUCGGCGCUGAUCAAGGCGACGUUGGAGUACCACCAGCAGUCGUGUGAGAUCCUGGAGGAGCUCAGCGGGAAGCUGCAGAGGAGGAUUUCCACGGGCAGCAGCCGGCCCAGGAGGGAGUUCAGACCAAAGUCGAUCAGGAGCAGCAUCGAGGCGCUGGACAACAACCAGCACAACGGCCUGUCCUACAGCUCCUCGCUCAAGUCCACCGAUACGCAGAUCAGCCACACAGUCAAUGGGAAAACUGAUCAUAUAACAUCUGUCCCACUGUCAUGGCCCGACAGCCCCGCUACCAACGGCAACAUUCAGCAGUCGGAGGUUUUGGAUCAGCCCUGCUGUCGCUCCCUCUAUGACUUUGAGCCGGAGAACGAGGGCGAGCUGGGCUUCAAAGAAGGCGACAUCAUCAUCCUCACCAACCAGAUAGACGAGAACUGGUACGAGGGCAUGAUCAACGGCGAGUCCGGCUUCUUCCCCAUCAACUACGUGGAAGUCAUCGUCCCCCUGCCUCAGUGAAGAGCGAGGCCUCCUCAGACUCCCUCCUCGGCCCGACUCCGGCGUGAAGGCGCGCGGCGGAUCGUCCCGGAGCUGGAAACGAGUUCAGUUUCUGAUUUUCAAGCCAAGCCACAGAGAUGAUGUUUCCUCUCAGCUGAAACGUCUCCUUUACUUUGAUUUCCGGUUGAUAUUUGUGAACUUGAACUGAAACCCGAGCCUUUAACGGGACACUCUGCCUGGUCUGCGUCUGACCCAGGCCAUCAAACUGUUGCUCCCCCCACCGUCCACCCCCGCCGCCGGGUCUCCUGACGGCGUCGUUGACCACUACAAACAUUUCUUCGCUUUAUGGCCACUUUUUUUCUGCUGUAGUCACGUUUGAAGCUUUUUGAUUAAAUGUGUCACAAGCAAACAAAACAUUACAAAUCAGCUUCCUUUCACCCAAAUUUACACCCACCACCCACAGGUGAAAGUGCUUUUAUUUUGAAAUGUAACUCAGUGAGGUUCCUGCCUGCACCGCAGAGGAUUUCAGUGGAACUUCAUUUGCGCUGCUCAUUUUUUAAGACAGUUAAAGAAAUAGUUUUAAUGUGAAAAGCCAAACACAAGCCUCGUUUUUUUUACAGGUUUGUCCAAAUCUCAUUCCAGUUCAUUCUUACUUCCUGUUUUAUUUUUGUAGUUUUGGCAUCAUUUCUGUCCUUACUUAUAACUUCACACUGAGUCUGAACCGUGGAGGUGAUGGUCAGAACAGGUUUUUAUGGAUUAUUAAGAAACACAAGCAGCGGUGGUUUCAGGGAUGUUUCGGCUCAGGAUCACAUUUAAAUAUGUGUCCGGGCCCUGAGCUGCACACAGAGCAGCGCCGUUAGUCCGAGUUUGUCUGCCUUUAUGGUGGUGUUCCUAUAAGGUUUCUUAUGAGUUAUGGAUCCCAGAGUUCAAAUAUUUCUUUCCAGGUUCAAACACAGUUUCAUGACUAAAUCUUUUUUUUUCUCCUCAGUGUCUUCAUGUUGUGUAUAAUGGAGUUUAUAUCCGGUGUUUAUCUGUGAGAGAGGAUUUUUCCCGACCUCCUCGUGCCGUCUGCUCCUCUGACUCCACGGGGUUUUUUUUUUUUUGUUGCCGUCACGUUGCCACGCUGUCAGAUCUCAGCAAUUAAUGAGCACAAUAUCUAUAAUGGACAGAAAUGGUGACUAAACUACAAGAACCAAACCUUCUAUAAGCCACAAUAUUUCAAGAAUGUGAAGCUGAAUAUUUGUGUUGUUCCUUGGUUCCACACUGACAUUCCACUGGAUUAUUUUGUGACUUUCCGGGCCCCCUCAGCUCUCGGCUGGAGGAGGUCAGCAGAGCUCUGACGGCCUGUCUGUGUUUGAACUCUUCUUCAUGUUCGCCUGCUGUGCUCUUACAUGUUCAGGAGGGCCGGAGGUGAACGGCGGCGCUCUGAACGUGUGUCUGUGUUUACAUGCUCUGACUCUGUGUGACGUUGCGUUAUCAGGAUCGGGGACGGAUGCCUUGUCCGACAGUCUGAAGGUGCUUUUUGAGCCGUCGUCUGUGCUGCACUGAAGCUUUAGCCUCCACGUCCUUCUGCGUCUAAGGACGCGCACCUUUACCUUCUCUUCUUCAGCACUUUGAGUUCUUUCACAGCCACAUCGGAUCCAUGUUUGUGGAGUUCAAACCAUCGAUGCUACAUUUCUAUAACCACAGCUCUUCAUUGUACUGUACUGUGAUGUAGAUUGGAGCAAGCGGCUGUCACAUCGUAACCUAAAGUAGACAGUCUGUGGAAGUUACCUGUGAAGCUCAUUCAGUUAGAUAGUGAUAGGUUGUAGGAUAAGUGAAGGCCUGUGUGGCGGCCGCCUGUUUAGAGUGACCAAAUAAGACAAACCAACAGAAGCCGGCCUCUCUUUGCUUUUUUAGUUUAGGCCCCCUGUUUCAUACUUUAGUAAGAAACCUGUUUUUAUGUUCUGUGACUGCAAAAUCAACCUGUGCUCCGUGUGGAGCAGUUUAUUGGACACAUUCAGGACAAACUCGCGUCUCAUUCUCGUCUCUGCUGCCGCAGCUUCUCUCCUCUGACAGAGAUAUGCACAGGUUAGUUUUUUAUAGGAUCUGAGGAUCACACACCAGGUGAGCUGUGCUUCUGAAGCCACGAAGUCCGCCUGGUUCAUUCAUUUUAGUGUAUAUUACAAAAAUGUAAAUGUGAACUACAGCUCCCAUGGUGCAUUUCACCAAGAACAAUAAAUCCACAGAUCCUAGAAAUGAGAUUCCACCUCUGUGAUCCGUGAUGUUAGGCUUUUAAUUUGAAACAUCAACAGGAACUGAGGAGCGAUUCAGAAACAGCGAAGCAGCUGUGGAUAAAACCGUAUUUCUGUUCAGAGAGAGCCGCUUAUUGCAGCAGAGAGGACGGGUUGACCCCCCACCCCCGACUAUGAGUGUAGUUUUAUCUCAGACUUAGUAAUAAUGUGAACACACGUCUUUAAUCUGAACCUGAAUGAUUCAGUUCAGCUUUUCUUCAUCUGUGGCCCAGCUCGACUUUAUAUCUGAUAAAGGAGAUGUGUUGGAUUCUUACCGUUAGCUCUCAGAUUCUUAGAUGUUGCAUGAUGAUUUUUAUUAUUUACAGUUAUAAUGAGUUUUGGAUACUGGGGAGUUCUUAAAGUCACAGUACCCACAGAAAGGAGGGUCCUUGAAGGUUCAGCCCUGCAUUCAGUCUCCACAAAACAGAAGACUUUUUUUAAAAACAAAUGUUUAAUAAAUGCAUUUAUCAUUAAAAAAAAAAAAAAGCAUCCAAAAGGUUUUGUUUUGUUUACAGGCUUAGGGUUGAGUGCAUGAUUAGCCUUCAAACUCCCACAGUAAGAAGAACUGACUCUUUGAUACACUAAGAUACUCUCCACACACACCUCUGUUUGCCUUUGCAGUCUUUCCUCAGUAUUCAUCGUACAAACCACUUCCCUGCAGAGGACACUGUCACAGUUCUGUGUUUUAUUUUUGUCAGUAGCAUAAUUUAUGCAAAAGUUGUUUUAUAGAUGUUGUAAAUGAAUAUAUUCCAAAAAUAUAUUACGUAAAUAAAUGACAAGUAAAUAUCGA